AUGAGCGACGAACUCACGAACAGUGCCGGGCGCAUCGACGGCACUGGAGACCCAUCGCUCGAAUAUGACGACGGCGGCCGGUUGCAGAACCGCCGUGGAGGUCCCGCCGCGGCCGCUGUGUCGGUGCCCCCCGAUGCGAAAUAUGCCGUCAGCUUCGCUUCUGCUGCACAAGUGGAGCACGGCGCGCAAGUCGUAGGGAGGGAUGACACCGCCAAGGCUCAGCAGCGCUCUGCGACUGCUUACGAGCACACGCCGGAACAUGUCAUCAAGAUUAUGGGCGAAGAGCAUAACUUUUCUGCCACCGAGAGACAGUACAAACGAAGAUUCCUAGAGUGGAAAUGGAAGAAAUACAACAGCAAAGGACUCAAGAGCAGUCAACUCAGAGGCGAACAACGGUUUCCAACCAUCCGAGUCGACCUCACUUACGCCAAUCAACUCGAUCAACAGAUCUACGGGCUUUACUCUGGCCUUCAGAACCUCUUGGACGGAACUUCUCAGUUACACAAUGAGGCUUCUAGAUCUGCAGAACUCUUGUGCUUGCCUUCUUCUGGCACGUACUCGGUCUCCUUUUUCCUGCUUUCAAUACGGCUGUUUCAAGCCGGAGAUCUCUACAACGGCAUGGUAGCAGUCCAGAGGGCUUGCCGAAGUGUCGACAACAUCUUGCAGAAGGAUGGCAUCAUGGUAUUUCAAUCACUCAUUCUGGAGAUUCCGUUCUACCUGUUGGCUACCGAAAGGCCGAGGGAAAUGCAAUUCUUCGCACAGUACCUCUCCCUCAUACUUUCGAUGAGGAAGUCAACACACCCGAUCGCCCACUUGGCGAAGAUGAUUCACCAAAUAAGCACGGAAAACCCCGAGACUCUGCUUCAUCAUCUCGGAAAGCUGUACGAGCUGACCAAAGAAAACUACCAAGACAUCCGAGAAGACAACGAUUUCGAUAUUCUGAACGGGAGAAUGGACGCCUUAUCUCUACGUGGCUCUCACGAGGGCCCAGUAAUACGACGGUACGAGUCGGCUCUGGAUGGCUUCGCAGUCAUGCUGCGCAGGGCACGCGCGCAGCCCAAAGAAUCGCCUACUGAGGCCAUCGGGAGAGAGUUCUGUCGCAUAGCAACAACAACUCGUGUGGCGCCUGUCCCGCUAGACCCCAUGAAGGCUUAUGAGAAGUUCCUGGAACGGUUCCUCGUGGGAGACGACCAUCCCAUGUUCCUUCUGACCCAACCCGAUCCCUGGAUCUUGGAACAGUAUGGGGAAACGAAAUACCUGAUGUUUUUGCACCAGAUGCAGUCGGAUAAUGUAGACUCGGCGAUUCAAUACCUGAGGGAGUGCACGGAGGCUUUGGAGUGUGCCGGUGCCGAGAUGCAGCCGCUGAACAAAUACAUGAGGAAUUACUAUGUCGGGAAGGCGCUUGGAUUUCGAACGGAACUUGAAAGAUUACUCGUCCAGUAUGGUCAGGGUGGAGGCGCAGCUGAGGUUACGGCAUAUUUUGAAGGUUCUAGGCCUCCACAAGAGUUCAUCAGCAGCCCGAGGGAUGUGGUCGAGCUGCUACCUUGA
Molecule: messenger RNA, 1548 nt
Organism: Colletotrichum karsti
Lineage: Eukaryota; Fungi; Ascomycota; Sordariomycetes; Glomerellales; Glomerellaceae
Exons: 4
Coding region: 1-1548 (515 amino acids)
Source: RefSeq, a predicted model, not a curated record